Messenger RNA from Sugiyamaella lignohabitans, 2379 nucleotides. It is a transcript of the gene SQS1, whose product is annotated as Sqs1p. Lineage: Eukaryota; Fungi; Ascomycota; Dipodascomycetes; Dipodascales; Trichomonascaceae. The record is from RefSeq and is a predicted model, not a curated record. The transcript has a single exon. Gene Ontology annotation, molecular function: nucleic acid binding. Bases 1 to 2379 code for a protein of 792 amino acids.
AUGGCCAAAAAGCAUAAGCCAAAGGGCAAGAAAGGAGGUCGGAAUGGAGGAUCCAAAGGAGGCAGCGCCAAUGGAAGUACAAAAAGCAAUAGGAAAAAAGGCGGACAAGGAAAAAGUAGCGGCGCUGGUCGCAACAGCUCCGACAAUCGAAUUCCAGGUCGUAGAAAGGAUGAUACAGAUGAUGUGAAUCCAAUUUCUGGUAACCAUAACCAUCAUCAUCGCCACCAUCACAAAAUGUCAAUGAAACGAGAAGCUUGGCUUACGUCAGAACAUAGAGAGCACUCGAGAGGAAAAUUAAGAUUGAUGCCUAUGGUAUUUAUCAAAUCGUCUGAAGUAUAUGAUCCAUCUAAAAUGGAAUGGGACAAUGUUAAUAAAAUAAUGCGGCAGCCAGAGCCGAGUUUGUUGAAUAUGGACAUGGAUAUCGAAAUUGAACAAGAAGUGGAAAUUGAUGCUGUCCUAGUCGAUGAUUCCAAUCUGUAUCUCGAAGCUAGUCAUCCAAAUGAAACGAGUCAAGCAGAAAUCUCCAAACAAAUUGAAAAUGAAUCCCCAAGAGGUAACAAGAUUUUCGCUGAAUCAAGCAUUCUUAUUACCUCUGACAAGGAUGAACUAUCUCACUCGGACGAUAAUAUUGUUGCAGAAGGGCAAGGCGAUGAUGAAAGGAGCGAAACUGCUUCCUCAGGGUCGGUUUUACAAAGUUCGCCUCGACCAGGCUCGUUUGCUCCGCUGAGUUAUGAGACAAGAUUGGGGUCGACCAAAAAUACUUUGCAACAAAGUAAAGUGUUCAAUUCUACUAAACUAUCUCAUAGGGCUAAUGAUCUACCAGUCGAUGUAGACCACCAGGAGUACUCAAUAGGUACCGCAGGAACAGCCGACGACGAGGACGAAGAUGAAGCUCAGUCAACCAGUGAAGAGGAUGAUGACGAAGAUAUGUCCAACCAUUCUAGUGACUUGGAAUAUGAACAGCUUAUUGGACUUCGGAGGCUAGCUCUACGUGACCUUGAAGUUGGCGACUCAAUAGACGAUGAAUACGAUGAGCUAUCACAAUAUGCAGAUAGUUCAUCUAAUAAUGAUUACGGCAGCGAUUUAUACGAUACGUAUGAUGAUGAUGAUGAUGAUGAUGAAGAGGAUGACUAUAUUGAAGACAAUGAUGGAGAUGAUGAAAGCGAUUAUGAUCCUGAGGACCUCCGAGAAGGUGUUUCCGGUUUCCCUCUUGAUGAUUCUGAUACUGAGCCAUUACCAGAUGGCCCGGUUGUAAAGAUUAUCAGUACGCAAUAUGGGGCCAAUGGGAAAGAAUUUGUUGUUCAGUGGUCAGAUGAGUAUGCGCUCAUCAGGGAAUCUAACAAAAUUGAUGAGGAUGAGUUCUAUGAGUUGUAUCAAGAUCAUGGAUAUACUAAUGAAAAGAUUGCCAAGAAAAUAAGGAGUCUCGGUGCCAGUAUGUCUGACGAUGAAGAGGCGGAGGACAAUAGGCAGGAACUAUAUUUCGAAGAUACCCAAGGAAUGGAUGCCUUUGCUUCUAGUGGCGAUGAAUUGGAUGCCAUUAUCCGUCAACUGGUACAAGAAGAUAAUGAUGUAUCGGCUCGUAAGAAGAAAAAUAAAGAUGCAAUUCUUGAAUCUUUUUCUGAAAGUGUCCUGGAGGCUCCGAAAAGGGUCAAAAAAGGAAAAGUACCCAAGUUCGAAGUGUCUGAUGAUGAAAUCAGAGAGUAUCUAGAGAAGCAAUGGGUGAAGUCUCGUGAAGCUAAAAGAAUUCGAAAGCAGCAACGCGAGGAGUUGAGAAAAGCAGGUCUGUUGAAAAAGCCUAAGAAGUCAGCUAAAGAUGUGACCCAUUUGAAGUAUAGGUAUCUUGAUAAAAUUACUGUGGAUGAUGUCGUUCAAGAGAUUGAGAAUUUUAUCCACAAUGAAUCAACAACAACCUUGCAGUUCCCACCAGUGGAUUACAAUGCACGUUACAUUAUUGAGAAGCUGUGUCAAGCAUAUUAUUUGAAAUCACAAUGUCGGGGAGAUGGUUUAAAUAAGGUGAUAAUUGCCACGAAAACUUCUAGCUCUUUUGGUGACUUUGAUGAGCCAAAGGUUAACAGAUACUUGAACAGAAGAAAAGUGUUUCCUCGCACUGAUACUAAGCGUGAGAGUGUCAGAAGGAAGAGGCCAGCAGAAAUGAAACUUCAAAAAUCUAGUGGUGGCGGUGGAAUUGUCCAUCAUAAGGAAGGUGAUGUUGUUGGAGCUACCGCUGAUGAACUAGGAGCAGAUAAUAUUGGAAGACAAAUGCUCGAAAAGAUGGGUUGGAAGGUAGGUAUGGGAUUGGGUACCCGAUCGGUUGGUAUAAUCGAGCCUAUAGCUGCCAAGGUCAAGAAAACGAAGUGGGGCAUUGGUAUGGAUAUUUAG